Molecule: messenger RNA, 2722 nt
Organism: Trifolium pratense (red clover)
Lineage: Eukaryota; Viridiplantae; Streptophyta; Magnoliopsida; Fabales; Fabaceae
Product: anaphase-promoting complex subunit 4
Exons: 20
Coding region: 147-2495 (782 amino acids)
Biological process (GO): anaphase-promoting complex-dependent catabolic process; protein K11-linked ubiquitination; positive regulation of mitotic metaphase/anaphase transition
Cellular component (GO): anaphase-promoting complex; nuclear periphery
Molecular function (GO): protein binding
Source: RefSeq, a predicted model, not a curated record
UUCGUUCUUCCCUCCCUCACCGCCCCCAUAAUUCAAACGUGAAUAUUUCAACCUCUUUUUCAAAUCUCACUCUCUUCUCUCGUUCCCCGUUCUAGUUUUCAACUCCAUUCUCAUUUCUAACUUCAGUGUCUUUUAUCGUUAGAUAUAUGGAAACAGACGAGUCAUGUCGAGUGCUUCCUUUUCAGCUUCAAUUCGAUAAACCCCUUGCUUCUCAGGUGAAAAUUGCGGAGUGGAAUCCUGAGAAGGACUUGCUAGCUAUGGUUUCUGAUGACUCUAAGAUCUUGCUUCAUCGUUUCAAUUGGCAACGCCUUUGGACAAUUACUCCAGGAAGAUGUGUAUCGUCCUUGUGUUGGCGUCCUGAUGGCAAGGCAAUUGCUGUUGGGCUUGAUGAUGGAACGUUGUCACUGUAUGAUGUUGAGAAUGGGAAGCUGUUAAGAAGCUUAAAAUCACAUUGUGCUGCCAUCAUAUGUCUCAAUUGGGAGGAGGACAGUCACGUAAUUCCUGAUGACCAUUGCCACACUUCAAAGUAUGAAGAUAGAACUUCCCGUUUCUUUCCUCCUGCUCCAAAAGUUCCUCGAAUGCCUGGAUUGGUAUCUGGGGAUAACGGCUUCAUGGAUGAUGGUGAUGAUUCGUUUGAGGAGCUGUCAAAUUCUUCUCACCAACGAUUCAACGUCUUAUGUAGUGGAGACAAAGAUGGGAAUAUAUGUUUUAGUAUAUUUGGCAUCUUCCCUAUAGGGAAAACUAACAUACACAACCUCACUUUUCCCACUUCUAGUGAUGGUGCAGAAAGAAGUAAAAGACUUUUGAAUGCUUCUAUACACAAGGUUGCUUUAUCAAAAGAUCUUUGUCGUUUGAUAGUCAUGUGCUCAGGAGACCUUGUUAAAGUUGUUGAUGACUUGGAUGUUAUUCAAAUGGCCGGGCAUAAUGAACAUGGCUUACAUUGCUUAGCCCUAAACACAGCUAUAUUUUGGAAUAGGAAAAAUGAGCUCCAUCAGGUAGCUCAACAGGCUUCUAACAUCGAGGAUUUGACUGAGGUUGUUCGGGCAUCAUUAUCAGUCAUGUCUAGGCAGUGGUCUGAUGCCAUGCAUACAUUCAAGGAGAAGUUCAACUCUUUGUCUACUCUGAUUACGGAUCACGGACUUGAUUCCUCUCCCCAAGAGGAGUUUCUGAGCCUUCUGGGCGGUGCAAGGACUAGUCCAGCAGUUCAUCAAUUUCUUGUUAACACUCUUGGUGAAGCGGGUGUCAAGCGCAUUUCAAAGGUUCUUUGCGGUGCUGGCAAAGAACUUCAACGUAUUGUCUUGGAGCACCUCCAGCCCGCUGCAGAAGUUAUUGGAUUCAGAAUGGGAGAACUAAGAGGGCUUUCAAGAUGGCGUGCACGAUAUCACGGCAUUGGCUUGGAUGAACCACUCAUUAGCAAUGCAACAGAAAAGGCUGGUAUGCUACUUGUACAAGUUGAACGAUUUAUGAGGGUUCUUUCAUCUGUCUUGCAGCAGUAUUCAAACUUCUUCAACUGGCUAUUAAAGUGCAUAAAAUUACUCAUGUCAGAACCAAGUGACCAGCUUCUUCCAUAUAACAGUGAACUUGUUAUUAUAUUUCUGAAGUGUCUGUAUGAACAAGAUCCAGUAAAGCAACUGCUAGAAAUAUCAGAAACAGAUUAUGAUGUUGAAAUUGAUUUGGAGACAGCAGAAAGAGUUAGAGAAUUAGUUCAGUUUGGGGGAUUUUCCGACACUGAAUAUCUUAGGAGGAAUUUGGCUAAAGAAUUUCAACAGUUGGAGUUAAGCUUUAAAGAUGCCUUUCAAAUGCCUUUUACGACAAUCUCUAGAAAGAUACUUUGUGAGGAUUUAUUACCGCUGUUUCCUCUUCCAUCUUUGCCACAAGCAUCAUCAUCAUCAUCAUCAUCAUUGACGAGAAUUCCCACUUCAAUAUCAUAUUAUGAGGAUUCCUCCAGAGCUUCUUCGUCGCAUUACACCGGUCAACAUCAAGUUAUUGAUUACUUAUCUUUUCAAGUACCUGAUGAGUCUUUCUCAGAUAUUGAAAAUUGCAUAUGCAUAGUCAGAGGAUUUAUGCAUAACUCAGACUGUCUAAAGAAGGGGUAUAGUUCUUUGGAAGCUGUACUGUUAUGUGUUCCUGUUGAUUAUAAAUGUGUCGAUCUGUCAUUGUAUAAGGAUAGUCAACUUGUCUUGCUACUAAACAAAGAUAAUAAUACAUCAGAAAGUGCCGGAGAUGGUUGUAUGAUGAUUCUGGAAGCAAGUGAUCUCCCAUAUGUCUCUCUAUCAAGAUCUGCGUUUGUAGACGUCUGGAGGUUACAAGAACUGAAGGAAUCUGCCGCUAUCCUGCACAUAGGGGAUGAGAAAGCUCGUACGAUCCCUCACUGUGUAAUUGCUCCCUUGGCAGUUAGUGCUUCAAGAGGCGUGGCUUGUGUAUUUGCUGCAAGAAAGCGUGCCUUGGUCUACAUUUUGGAGGAAGAUGAAGACGAGGUCUCUGAUGCAGAAUAGUUCUCUUCUUAGCAUUUAGUUUUGUUAUUUAUUUAUUUAUUUGAAGAGGGAGGAGGGGUGGGGUGUUGGAUAAUCAGUUGCCAUUUUCUUAAUAGUUAUUGAAAUAUUGUUGUAUCAUGUCCAUAUUCUUUAUUAGCGAACUAGAAUGUUCACCCGUGCAGGGAACUAUUUUUGUGCAGUAAAUAUUUAUUCCCAUCUACAAAGAAUUCACAAUGCUUAGAAUGAAA